Molecule: messenger RNA, 2875 nt
Organism: Gekko japonicus
Lineage: Eukaryota; Metazoa; Chordata; Lepidosauria; Squamata; Gekkonidae
Gene: SIX4
Product: SIX homeobox 4
Exons: 3
Coding region: 41-2344 (767 amino acids)
Biological process (GO): regulation of transcription by RNA polymerase II
Cellular component (GO): transcription regulator complex; nucleus
Molecular function (GO): RNA polymerase II cis-regulatory region sequence-specific DNA binding; DNA-binding transcription factor activity, RNA polymerase II-specific
Source: RefSeq, a predicted model, not a curated record
GGCCGCUACGAUCCCGAUCAAGCAAGAGAGCGUGUUGGAAAUGCUGGCCGGGGCGCAGGAGCCGGGCCGGCGGCAGGAAAGUUCGCCGUCGUCGGCGCCUCCCCCUUCUCUAGCUGCUUUUGCAAGGGAGGAGGACGAAGACGAGGAGGAGGAGGAAGCGGCGGUGGCGGCGGCGGCGAGGCAGGAUCGGGUCCUGCUGCAAGCGGAGCUGCUGUCCGGGACCCCCCGUGCGGCUUCCCCGGCGCCGUCGUCGUCGUCGCCCGCCUCCUCGUCGUCGUCGUCGCCGCCCGGCCUGCUGGCCUUCUCGCCGGAGCACGUCGCCUGCGUGUGCGAGGCGCUGCAGCAGGGCGGCCACCUGGACCGUCUGGCGCGCUUCCUCUGGUCGCUGCCGCCGGGCGAGCUGCUGCGGGGCGAGGAGAGCCUGCUGAAGGCGCGGGCGCUGGUGGCCUUCCACCGGGGCCUCUACGCCGAGCUCUACGGCAUCCUGGAGGGCCACAGCUUCGGCGCCGCCAGCCACCCGCUCCUCCAGGAGCUCUGGUACAAGGCGCGCUACAGCGAGGCCGAGCGGGCCCGCGGCCGCCCGCUGGGCGCCGUCGACAAGUACCGCCUCCGCCGCAAGUUCCCGCUGCCGCGCACCAUCUGGGACGGCGAGGAGACCGUCUACUGCUUCAAGGAGAAGUCCCGCAACGCCCUCAAGGAGCUCUACCGGCAGAACCGCUACCCCUCGCCCGCCGAGAAGCGCCACCUGGCCAAGCUCACCGGCCUCUCCCUCACCCAGGUCAGCAACUGGUUCAAGAACCGGCGCCAGCGCGCCCGCAACCCCGCCGAGCCCCAGGCCAAGAGCGAGUCGGAUGGGAACCCCAGCACCGAAGACGAAUCCAGCAAGGGGCAAGAGGACUUAUCGCCCCACUCCCUCGUCAGCGCCUCUGACGGAGCCGCCGGCUUGAGCCUCCCUAGCCACAUGGAGCAGGUGUACAUGCAACAGCUCGGAAACACCAAAAUCUCAUUAAGCUCUUCGGGAGUUCUGCUGAACGGGAACUUGGUGUCCGCCAGCCCGUCCCCUGUUUUCCUGAACGGUACCUCCUUCAUCCAGGGGCCCAACGGGGUCAUUCUCAACGGACUCAACAUGGGGGCCUCGCAAACCGUCGCUUUAAACCAGCCCAAAACAUCCCCGGGCGCUUUGAGCAACGGGGUUCCCAUGGCCGACAUCUUGGCACCUUCUUCCAAAGACGUGAAAGACUUCAAGCUCCUCCAGACUUCCAUGUCCGCCGCUUCGUCCUCCGCCACCACCACGACCUACAGUCCCAGUCCCGGGCCUGCCUCUUUCCCGGGCUUGACCCCAAGCAUGGAGGUGAAGAAGGAAGAAAGCGAGGAAGCCAUCGCUUCUCAAGAUGGCGGCUCCUUGGUGACGUUUACGGCCCCCGUCCAGAUAAACCAAUACGGCAUCGUCCAGAUCCCUGGUUCGGCGGCAAAUGGCCAGUUACUCAACGGAGGGAUUGGGUUCUCGUCCCUGCAGCUGCCUUCGGUUUCCGUGGCUUCUUCCCAAGGCAACAUAUCAAUCAACCAGAGUUCCUCAGACGGGGCCACGUUCACCAGCGACUCCACAACCGCACAACAAGGGAAGGUGUUUUUCAGCUCCCUCGCCCCCGGCGCCGUGGUGUACACCGUCCCCAACUCAAACCAGGCCGUCGGACCCGUCAAGCAGGAAGGUCUGCAAACCAGCCUUGUGUUUUCGCAAGUCAUGCCACUCGGUCAGAACGGCCAACUGCACGAAAGCUUGCCUUCGGACAGCCUGCCCGGCGGGGGCCUCCCGCCAGGAGCCUCCUCGUUAGUCAACAUAACCCUGUCGCCCAAUUUCUCCCUAGCGCCGCCCGCUCUCUUAAACGCCGACGAGCUCGGCCCCGGGCUGUCCGAGAGCCCGCCCCUGCCGUCCCCGGCGACGAGCGGGGCAACCGUCGUUUCCGUCAGCAGCGCCCACUACGCGACGCUUCAGAACUGCCCCCUCGUCUCCAGUCACGACCUGAUGUCCAUUUCCACGACGCAGCCGGCCCUGGAAGGGGUCGGCCCCGCCGCUAGCAACCACCCCGAACACCCGUCGGUGCACGUUCACCCCAGCUUCACCAGAGAGCAGCGGCUCCUCCUCCAGUCGGUGCCCCACCUAAAGGACAACUUCUUGCCCGACGCAGACAGCAAAUCGGCCAGCAACUUAAUGAUGCUGGAUUCGAAAUCCAAAUACAUCAUGAGCAAUAUGGUGGACGCGAUCUGCGAAGAGCUGGAGACGGACAAGAAGGAGCUCGCCAAACUCCAGACGGUACAGCUGGACGACGAUAUGCAAGACUUGUAAAUGUGUGUGGUUUGGGGUUGUUUUUUUCCCUUCCUUGUUUUCAUUUCGGUAGACUCCCUCCUCGCGAGGGCCUAGAAGCACAGGGUGUGAUUCCUCAUCUAGUCCAAAUAUGUAUAUGGGACAACUCUGGGGGGGGGAAAAGCACACUUUUAAGUAUCCACGUUUUAAAAUAAGUGGAGAUCUCCAUUAGCCAAAUGAGGUUGCCGGUCAUUGUUGUGCAUGCAAUAUAGCCUUCGAAUAAUAGUACUCUUUAACUCGUUUAGGAGGGAGGCGAUCCCUCAAUCCGGCAUGGGAUGGUUUGGUUUACAGAUAUAAUCCAGGUAGUUUCAUCAGAUGCGCUGUACGUUAGUGUAUUUUUCAGAGGUGAUACCCUCCAAAUAUAUAUGUAUAUUAUAUGUAUCUAUCUACAUUUUUAACCUGCCCUCCUCCAGAGAGUUCAGGGCAUUGAACACGGUUCUUCCCUCCCUUAUUUCCCCCUCACAAACACUUAGGGUUGCCAGUCUCCAGUUAGUGGCUCAUCUCCAGGUUACA